Molecule: messenger RNA, 2564 nt
Organism: Oryza brachyantha (malo sina)
Lineage: Eukaryota; Viridiplantae; Streptophyta; Magnoliopsida; Poales; Poaceae
Product: ATP-dependent zinc metalloprotease FTSH 3, mitochondrial
Exons: 8
Coding region: 67-2511 (814 amino acids)
Biological process (GO): mitochondrial protein processing; protein-containing complex assembly
Cellular component (GO): chloroplast thylakoid membrane; m-AAA complex
Molecular function (GO): ATP hydrolysis activity; zinc ion binding; ATP-dependent peptidase activity
Source: RefSeq, a predicted model, not a curated record
CAAAACCCUAGAUAUACGGCGCGCUCGCCUCCCUCCCCGCCCAAUGCGAUCACCGCCGUCGCCGCCAUGAGCCUCUCCUCCCUCUCCCGUGCCCUCGCCCGGUCCGAGCGCUCCUCCCGGCAGCGCCAGGGGUCUCUGCUCCGGGGGCAUGGUGGGCUCCGUGCAUCGCUGCCAUUGUCGCCGCCGCCGCCUCCGCGGCUGCCCAGCGGUGAGAGCGGCGGGUUGGGGUUUUUGCGCAACUAUGUGACGUCAUUUGUCGGGAAUCGGACAGUGGUGGCAACCGGUGCAGGGAAGGGCGGUGACUGGAGGUUCCUGCUGGCCAACCGGCAGUUCCGGCGGCAAUUCUCCGACGAGUCGAACAAAAACUACGAGAAGAACUCCGGGAAGGAGAAAGAGAAGGAUGAAGGGGGUGAGAGUGAUAAUUCCGACUCAAAGAAGCAAUCCAGUUCAGGUGAUCAAUGGAAUUUUCAGGAGAUCAUUAAACGAUUCAAGGACAUGAUUGCUCCUCUAUUCCUUUUUGGCCUGUUUUUGUUAUCUGUGCCAGCCUCUUCAUCAGAGCAAGAGAUAAACUUCCAAGAAUUCAAGAAUAAGUUGUUGGAACCUGGUUUUGUUGACCACAUUGUUGUUUCAAACAAAUCAGUUGCUAAGGUUUAUGUCAGGAGUUCUCCUUCAAUUGAUCGAAUUCAGGAUAGUGAUAUCCACCAUAUCACGACAAGUCAUCUUCCUGGAAUAGAGUCUCCUAACAGCUACAAGUAUUACUUCAACAUUGGAAGUGUUGAUUCCUUCGAGGAGAAGUUACAAGAGGCCCAGGAAACAUUGGGUAUAGAUCCACACUAUUAUGUCCCAGUCACUUAUGCUGCUGAAGCAAAAUGGUUUCAGGAAGUAACGAAGUUUGCCCCGACAGUUCUAAUUAUUGGAUUAAUAUAUUUAGUUGGGAAAAGGAUGCUAAAGGGAUUUACUAUUGGUGGUGGUCCUGGUAAAGGAGGCCGUAGCAUUUUCAAUAUUGGAAAAAUCCAAGUGACAAAAAUGGAUAAGAACUCCAAAAAUAAGGUGUUCUUUAAGGAUGUAGCUGGCUGUGAUGAAGCCAAACAAGAAAUUAUGGAAUUUGUUCAUUUCCUGAAAAAUCCGAAGAAAUAUGAACAACUGGGAGCAAAAAUACCAAAGGGUGCUCUUCUUGUUGGUCCCCCUGGCACAGGAAAGACACUCCUUGCGAAAGCUACUGCAGGAGAGUCUGGUGUGCCCUUCUUAUCUAUUUCUGGUUCAGACUUCAUGGAAAUGUUUGUUGGUGUCGGACCAUCCAGGGUGCGGAACUUAUUUCAACAAGCUCGGCAGUGUUCACCUAGCAUUGUGUUCAUUGAUGAAAUUGAUGCAAUUGGUCGUGCUAGAGGCCGUGGAGGGUUUUCUGGUGGACAUGAUGAGCGUGAAAGCACAUUGAACCAGUUACUUGUAGAGAUGGAUGGGUUUGGAACUACAUCCGGUGUUGUUGUUCUUGCUGGUACCAAUAGGCCUGACAUCCUGGAUAAGGCUUUGCUAAGACCAGGAAGAUUUGAUCGUCAGAUAAGUAUUGAUAAACCAGACAUAAAGGGUCGUGAUCAAAUAUUUCGCAUCUACCUUAAAAAGCUGAAACUGGACGAUAAGCCAUCAUUUUAUUCACAAAGAUUAGCUGCUUUGACACCUGGAUUUGCUGGAGCUGACAUUGCCAAUGUUUGUAAUGAGGCAGCUUUAAUUGCUGCAAGAAGCGAGGGCACACUCAUUACGAUGGAAGAUUUUGAAUCCGCAAUUGAUAGGGUUAUCGGAGGCUUGGAAAAGAAAAACAAGGUCAUUAGCAAGCUGGAGCGCCGAACUGUUGCUUACCAUGAGUCUGGUCAUGCUGUUGCUGGAUGGUUUUUGGAGCAUGCCGACCCACUCCUUAAGGUCACAAUUGUUCCUCGUGGAACAGCAGCGCUGGGUUUUGCUCAGUAUGUACCAAAUGACAAUCUCUUGAUGACUAAAGAACAGCUUUUUGACAUGACCUGCAUGACACUUGGUGGCCGAGCUGCUGAGGAGGUUUUGAUUAGGAAGAUCUCGACUGGUGCACAGAAUGAUCUUGAGAAAGUUACUAAGAUGACUUAUGCGCAGGUUGCAAUAUAUGGCUUCAGUGAAAAGGUUGGCCUUCUUUCUUUCCCUCAAAGGGAGGAUGGUUUUGAGAUGAGCAGGCCAUACAGUAGCCAGACGGCAUCCAUCAUUGACACUGAGGUGAGGGAAUGGGUUGCUAAGGCCUAUGAAACAACUGUCGAGCUUAUAAAGAAACACAAAGAUCAAGUAGCACAAAUUGCCGAGCUGCUGCUUGAGAAAGAGGUCAUCCACCAGGAUGAUCUUGUCCGGAUUCUAGGGGAACGCCCAUUCAAGACACUGGAGCCAACUAACUAUGAUCGAUUCAAACAAGGUUUUGAAGAUGAAGGUAGCAGUAAUAGUGCUGAAGUGUCAGAUGUAGAUGGAACAUCAUCCCUUGAACAGGCCGUGCCAUCUUAACUUAGACAAAAUUGUAGGUGUAUAUUGCAUGCUCGUUGAAGGUACUUUUAAUC